CCGCCAUCUUGUUGUACGGCUGGCCUCGGCCCCUGUGUUGGGAGGGGUGAGGGGGCUGGGGGGAAGGGCCAACCGGCCGGAGAUGGUGAUCUGCUGCGCGGCGGUGAAUUGCUCUAACCGGCAGGGGAAGGUGCAUAGAGGAGCCGUCUCCUUCCACAGAUUCCCUCUAAAGGACUCAAAACGUCUGAUCCAGUGGUUAAAAGCAGUUCAAAGGGACAACUGGACUCCUACCAAAUACUCCUUUCUCUGCAGUGAGCAUUUCACCAAAGAUAGUUUCUCCAAACGGCUGGAAGAUCAGCAUCGGCUACUCAAGCCGACGGCUGUGCCAACCAUCUUUCAGCUCACAGAGAAGAAAGACGACAAUCAGGAUUAUGUCAAAACUAGAGUUAAAAUAGCAAGCCAAAUACCUGUGAGGGAUGGAGAUCAACCAAGGGAAGGAGGCUGUGAGGUAGUUGAGAGAACCUCAUAUUCUGACCAAAACUUUAUGGUAAUGCAAGGAACUAAAGAGAUGGAGCAAGUGACUCUGCAAGCUGAAAUUGGGUCAAUGUCUGAGCAAGGAGAGAAUGUCUGUGGGCAGUUGGAAGGGCCUCUGAGAAGGAUGUUAGUCGAUAAUUUAGUCACAAAGACAGGAGUCCAGAAAAGGCCAGAAAGGCCAUCUGUGGAUGAUUGUUCUGAAAGCGCUGUCCAUACUGAGAGUUGGAUAACAGAUAGAAGUGGUAUAUCAAUUGAUGACUUCACACCUCCAGUGUCUGGGGCUUGCAAAUUUAUUGGCUCUCUCCACUCUUACAGCUUUUCCUCUAAGCACACCAGAGAGAAGCCAUCUUUCCCCAAAGAGCAACUUGAGAAGAAAAGGCCAAAGAGAGAUGUGGAACCAAGCUGCAGCAGCAGUAUCAUGGGGCACAAUAAGACCUUAGCAGAAAGCUCCCCUAAUUCAUCACUUACUGCAACCCCUCAGAAACCUUCACAAAGUUUGUCAGCAUCCCCUGCAGACCUUACCCCUCAGCCAGCAACAGAGGCUGUGGUAGGGCAGAAAGGAGAGACAGAUGCCAAUCCCAUGUCAAUCAAUGAGGUCAUCAUCUCGGCCUCAGGAGCUUGCAAGCUCAUUGACUCGCUCCAUUCAUACUGUUUCUCCUCUAGGCAAAGCAAAAACGAAGUAUGCUGCCUACGGGAGCAGGUGGAGAAAAAGAAUGGAGAGCUGAAGCUGUUGAGGCAAAGAAUCAGCCGCUCUGACAGUCAAGUCAAGAAGCUGAAGGAGAAGCUGGAUGAACUAGAGAAGAUCAGUUUCCCAUACUUGAACAGUCUGCUGUCCCAGGACUGUGAGACCCCCCAACUAAACCCUGUGAUUGAGCCUCUGUCCUGGAUGCUGGGCACCUGGCUGUCAGACCCACCGGGAGAUGGUGACUUCCCUAUGAUGAAGCCCUUUCAGUACCUGGAAGAGGUGCGCAUCUCUCACGUGGGGCAGCCCAUGCUGAACUUUUCGUUUAAUGCUUUCCAUCCAGACACCAGGAAGCCAAUGCACAGAGAAUGUGGAUUCAUCCGCCUCAAACCUGACACUAACAAGGUGGCCUUCAUCAGUGCCCAGAACACAGGUCUUGUGGAGGUGGAGGAAGGAGAGGUGAACGGACAGGAGCUGUCUAUAGCUUCUCACUCUAUAGCCAGGAUCUCCUUUGCCAAGAAGCCCCAUGUGGAGCAGAUUACCAGAAAAUUUAGACUCAAUUCCGAUGGGAAACUAGAACAGACCGUCUCCAUGGCAACCACUGCGCAGCCAAUGACUCAGCACCUUCACAUUACCUACAAAAAGGUGACACCUUAAAAAUAGGAGAGUAGGGUUUCCCCGCAGAAAAGGCGGAGCCUGGAGCCUAAGGACAGAAGCCUAUCUUGGUGAUCCACAUUCACACCUGAUUACAGGAGGGGGAGGCUGGUGAGCUACACAUGCUGUUGGGAAUGUUAUGCAGUUGUUUCUGUAACGGUAUAUAUAAAAAACAAAUAAAAAGCCUUUAUUUUUA
This is a messenger RNA of Trachemys scripta elegans, 2006 nucleotides long. It is a transcript of the gene THAP4, whose product is annotated as THAP domain containing 4. NCBI's taxonomy places the organism in Eukaryota, Metazoa, Chordata, Testudines, Emydidae. The transcript has 6 exons. The record is from RefSeq and is a predicted model, not a curated record. Bases 83 to 1813 code for a protein of 576 amino acids.